AUAAGUGAUUGUCGCUCUUAAGCAACGUAUGUAUGUACAUAAGUCUAUUGUCUACCGAAUUCCCAACAAAGUACACAAGGCCAGCGAUGUAGACAACAAAUAGAAGCCAAAGGAGACAGUGCUAAAAGUUGAUCUGAUUAAAUUCUCUGAUAUUCGUCUUCAAUUAAAAGCAGCAAAUUUAUAAAAACGGUUUUAAAUCGGAUAGUUAUAGAUUUAUAUAGAAAAUAAAAAACAGUGAUUAAUUUUAAAUUUAAAAAAAUUAUGGCGGAGCCACAGCGUAGAAAUGUCGGCGAUCAGUUUUUGCGAGCGCAAUUGGAAGUUGUAACCGCUCAAAAUGCACGUCUACAAGAGGAGAAUGAUUUACUUCGACAAAAGCUCUCACGUCUCAAUGGCGAUAGUCGCUCUGCAGCUGCCAUUAAUGUGGAGGCAAAAAUUGAAGCUUUACGGCUCGAAGAUGAACGUGAUCAAAUGUAUGAUAACUUGGAGAGAUUGAAAAGAAAAUACAACAAAUUGCAUACCGCGUAUUUGGAGAAGGUGCAGCGUUGCAAAGCAUUGGAGGAUACUUUCAAGCGGCAAAAGACGUUGUCCGGUUUAGUGAUGAAAUCGGCACUAAGUCAACGCGCUCAAGCGUUGGCUGACAAGACGCAAACGGAAAAUCUGGAAAAACAGGUGACCAAAUUGCAGACAGCGCUGGACGAAGCCCAUGACAUAAUUGAUGAACUUGAAUUUGAACUAGAAAGUAUCGACUAUAUGGAGCAGGAAAUGCAACAUAUGCGCAACGAGUUAUCUGCUUUAAAAGCUAAACAAAGACACACUACGAGUGCGACUGCAAGUUCAAUACCACCAACGGAUCUUGAGGAACCCUUACCGGCUUAUACGCAAGAUGUCGCAGAUGGUGUAAGUUCUCCAGCAAGGCCUAGAUCUCGCAAUGUACGUAGUAUGCUACUUCGACGUACCGCGUCCUCUUCUUCUAACGACUCUUUGCCUAAUGAUGACGGAGACAGCGAAACACUUGAACGAGCUGCCAUGACACAUGACUUGCUCGAGAAUGCGGCGGCAGAAAGUAAUCAAUUGCGACGAGAGCUCCUCAAAUCUCGUCUAAACAAUAGGUUUCGACCGCACUGAGACACAAUGCAUCCGAAUUUUCAUUACAUAAGUACUUGAUAAAUUGCAGGAAAAGAAUUACUAGUUUUCCGUAAUAAUAUUAUAUUUUAUUUAUCUACUUUUUAUCCACACCAUUAAGUAUUAAAUAAUAAUAGCUUUUGCCUGGCUAAAA
This is a messenger RNA of Bactrocera dorsalis (oriental fruit fly), 1276 nucleotides long. RefSeq lists its product as uncharacterized. NCBI's taxonomy places the organism in Eukaryota, Metazoa, Arthropoda, Insecta, Diptera, Tephritidae. The transcript has 5 exons. The record is from RefSeq and is a predicted model, not a curated record. The coding region runs from base 262 to 1125 and encodes 287 amino acids.